Messenger RNA from Drosophila simulans, 2848 nucleotides. RefSeq names its product protein CASC3 (gene btz). The record is from RefSeq and is a predicted model, not a curated record. Lineage: Eukaryota; Metazoa; Arthropoda; Insecta; Diptera; Drosophilidae. Gene Ontology annotation, cellular component: exon-exon junction complex. The transcript has a single exon. Gene Ontology annotation, molecular function: mRNA binding. Bases 1 to 2346 code for a protein of 781 amino acids. Gene Ontology annotation, biological process: mRNA processing.
AUGUCAUUCCGCAGAAGAAGCAGCAGCAGCAGUAGCGAGGCAGAAAACCGAAGAGACCCCGCGAUGGCCGAAGUGGAGAAACCAACGGCGGCUACUCCCCCGACCGACAUCCCCCAGGCUACGGCUGCACCUGCCAGCGAGGUGCCAGUGGCUGUAACGCCCCCAGCGGAUGCCACCGUGGACGUCGAGCCGGGCACCUCACCCACCCAGGAGCCCAACUCCAAUUCGCAUCCGCACGACUCCGAGUACGACACGGCCAGUGAUCUGGAGGGCGGAGAGGACUAUGACGACGAGGAGAGUGCCAGCGGCAGCGCAAGUGGCAGUGGGAGCGAGGAGGAAUCUGAGACGGACGACGAGGACGAGGAGGGGGGCAGCGAAACGGAUGAUGGCGAGGGGGAGCAAGCGAUGGACCGCUCCGUAGCCGACAGUGAGGCCCAGAAGAAGGUGGACGAGGACCGCAGCAAUCCGCAGUACAUCCCCAAGCGGGGCACUUUCUACGAGCACGACGACCGAACGGCGGAGACCGAGGGAGAAAUCCUUAUCGAACCCGAAAACGGUGCUGGCCAGGCGGCGGCGGAGCCAAAUGGCGAACUCAAUGGACUUGCGGCAGCCGGUGCCACGCCGACUGGCCAAACGCCACAGAUCUCACAGGCAUCAAAGACCAUGCGAAAAUGGCAGCCAGCUUCAGGCGGUGAUCGCUGGUCUCACGAUCGAUUCGAUUUCACGGAGCAGGCUCCCAAAUCCCGUGCAGAGUUGCUGCAAACAUACGGCUACGACAUUAGAAACGAGGACGCACCGCCCAGAGCCAGACGUCGCCGGCGAUAUACGCGUGGCCCUAGUAAAUACUCAAGAAACUGGGAGGACGAGCAGGCCUACCUCAAAGCCAGCAAUAAGGAGCGCAAGCCGCCGCGGCCACAGGACUUCCCGGCGCUCAACGAAAGAAAGCCACGUGGUCCACGGACAUCAUCCUCGCGUGAGGAAAAGGAAAACCGACGGUCCGUCGGUGCUGGAGGCUUGGUUCCAGAGAAGCAACAGCCCUUGGCCAGUGGCUCCAAUCCUCACAGAUCCCAGGAGCGUGAACGGGAGAGGGAAAGAGAGCGGGAACGUGAUCGAGAGCCCAAGAAUCGCAACUUUGGGCGAAUGAACGGCGGCCCCGGACGUCAGAAUGGCAUGGAGUUUAAGAAGAACAGCCGUGGACAGCAGCCACGAGAACGGGAGCGGGGACCAGACCAACUGGACAACCGUAACCAGAAGCCAACCACUCCACGCUCCAACCAACAACAACAACAGCAGCAGCAACCUCAGCAUCAGCAACAGCCACAGCAGCAACGACAGCCGUCCCAGCCGCAGCAGUCUCCACAGACGCCGCUUUCCACGUCAAACCUUUCGCAGCGGCUCCAGCAGGUGCAGCAACGCAACGAUCCCAGCCAUGUGGGCAGUGUCCAGAUGCAUUCUCUUGCUAGCCAAAAUCAGGCGCCCCAGCAGCAGCAGCAGCCACUGCAUCAGGAACAACGAAAUGCGCCCAAGCGGUACUCCAGCUUGCGUCGCUCCCAGCAGGAGGCAUCACAGCACUUGGCUGAGCAGCAGCAACAGCAGAUGCAGCAGCAGUUGCAUCUUCAACAGCAACAGCAGCAGCAACAAUCGCAGAUCAUGAUUCAGGACCCCCAUGUUCUGAUGCAGAUCGCCUAUCAGCAACAGGAGCUGCAGGCCCAACUGCAGACCAUGCAACUGGGACCACCUACUGCCGCAGGAGCAGUUCCAACACCACCAAAGCCACAUGCCCCGCCGGCAGCCGCAUAUCCGCAAGCACAGGCGGCACCGUACUAUGUGACCGGAACGGAGCCAGUUCCAGUGCCCGUGCCCCAGGCACCGUAUGUGAAUCCGGCCAGUGCCGCUUACUUGCCAACCACUCCGGCUGCCGUGGCGUACGCCCAAGCAGGGCCUCCGGUUGUAACACAACCCACACCGCCGCCCGCUCAGGCACCGCCCGCAACGCAGCCGGCUCAGCCGUAUCAGAACUACAACACGGUCGGUGGCACAACCUACUUUGUGCCGCCGGCUCAAACCACUAGCCGACCAAGUGCUCUGCCCCAGCGUCGUCCCACCAACGCAAUUCCCAUUCUCCCGCCCUCCGAAAAGCAUAAGGCCAAGGGUGGAGCCAAGGAGGAGGGCAUCUCGGACAACAUAGAUCACAUCAUUGACAACAUGUUCGUGCAGCGACCUUCGGCCUUCCAGGCCACCGGCGAAGGCGCCACUCCAGGUGGGGGAACAAAGGACGAGGCGGCAGCCACACCACCGGCUACCGAGCAGAACCUUCAGCCAGUUCCGGCCACUGGGCAGGAAUGAGUGCAGGCGUACGCCGGCUUGCCGCCACAGCAGCAGCAGAGACGAGGCCAACGGAUAGCGCCGCCGCCCUCCUCCGGCUACUCAAUGCUGCAGCCGCACGCUGGCUACUAUCGACCUCCGCCCCCGCCGCACUAGUGCGGACGGUCAGCUCCUAACUCAGCUCAUCCGACGAUUUUUUUUCCUCAUUCUGUCCUCGGGUCUGCGACUCCGAUGUACUGCAUAAAUAGAGAAACGCAGUGAGAACCACUUGUAAUUAGCAUUUAGCUCCCAGAUAAUCGAACUUACUAACGAAAAAUUUUCGUAUAUAGACGAGUAUAUAUAUAUUGUAAUUCGGCGCAAGCUCCAAUUAAUUUGUACGUAGUAUCUAGGGCCGGCUAAUGUAUUGAAGCGGCUGGGCGCUUAGCUUAUUUAGCGCAUUUUAGUUGAAACAGAAGAAUUACCGAGAGAAAUGUAUUUGCAUAAACUAAUCGAUCAUUGAAUUUAAAUAAACGUUUAACACGAA